UCACCUUCGGUUGUGUUUGUGGCUAGUCGAAGACAGACCCGUCCACAGAACUAACCAGCCAGACCCCUUGUCCAUCAAAGCAGACACGUCCUCCAGGCGAACGGAAGAACAACAGGCUAUAGCCCUCCAACCCCUAAGGACUGACAUCUCCUUGCAAGUUCUGCACAAGCUGUAGCGCCCCCCAUGGCUGUGGAGGAGCUGGGCAUCACCCUGUCCAUGGUGGGCCUGGCAGGUACCAUCCUGAUCUGUGCCCUGCCCAUGUGGAAGGUUACAGCGUUCAUCGGCACCCACCUGGUGGUCAUGCAGGUGUUCUGGGAGGGCCUGUGGAUGACCUGUGUGUCUGAAACCACGGGACAGAUGCAGUGUAAAAUCUAUGAUGCUCUUCUAGACCUGUCCCCUGACCUCCAGGCGGCCAGGGGCCUCAUCGUCAUCAGCAUGGUACUGGGCUGCCUGGCAUUCCUCGUCUUCCUUCUGGGGGCUAGGUGUACCAACUGCCUGAGCCAUCCCAAAUUCAAAGCCAGCAUGGUGCAGGCCGCAGGGGUCACCUUCGCCCUGGCUGGGUUAAGCAUCAUAGUGGCUGUGUCCUGGACGGCCCAGUCAAUCAUUAGGGACUUCUAUAACCCGCGGGUCCCUGAGGUGCUCAAGAAAGAGAUGGGGGCGGCCAUCUAUGUGGGCUGGGUGACCUCUGGGUUCCUGUUCUGUGGAGGAGGGGUGCUGUGUACCAGCUGUCCUCCAGGGGGGAGAGAGGGCAGGCAUGGUUCCAGCAGUAGGUACACCCUGGCUAGGAUGCCCACUCACAGUCACAGCAGCUACGCCAUAAAGAACUAUGUGUGAGAGAGGAGUGCUUUAUUUGCCUUUUAAUUUCAGGCAAAUAGUGUUGGCAGGUGUUGGCACUAUGAAGAAACAUGUCACAGCAAGUUUUUCAAUGACAACAUUGUUAUUUUGUACAUUGAAUGUCCAUGUCUGGUUAUUCAGUGUAUUGUCUGACUUUCAUAGAUUUAGAAUUGCCCUGGAACUAUUUGAUAGCUUGGUGGAAGUUUAAAAAAAAUAAGAUAAUGUUAAUUGAUUCUUGUUACAAAAUAAGUCUGACUUAGGUAAUUGUAGCUAUUAAAAUGUUCACUCUAUCACCAUGAAAUAUGUUUACUGAGGAAAUAUCUGUUAUUGAAAUAUAAUCACUGAAAAUCAAUAGGUUACUAAUAUUGACAGUACAACUACGUCAACUGAAUGCACCUGAUUGUUUUUAUAUCCCUGUAUUGUAAUUCACAUAUUUUCAUUUUUCCACAUCCUAUUCAACUGUGGUUACUACUUAUCAUGUGUUUUUGUAACAAUGUUUAUCACAGUUAAUUUUGUGAUUGGAAUCUGCAUGCUAAGAGAAUAGAGGCAGUACUUUAGUGGGCAACAAAUCAUGUUCGUUGAAUGAUUUGCGAUUUGAACCUAAUAGAAAUAAACA
Oncorhynchus gorbuscha (pink salmon) is the source of this 1450-nucleotide messenger RNA. Its product is annotated as claudin-4-like. Gene Ontology annotation, molecular function: structural molecule activity. Gene Ontology annotation, biological process: bicellular tight junction assembly; cell adhesion. The transcript has 2 exons. The record is from RefSeq and is a predicted model, not a curated record. The coding region runs from base 184 to 834 and encodes 216 amino acids. NCBI's taxonomy places the organism in Eukaryota, Metazoa, Chordata, Actinopteri, Salmoniformes, Salmonidae. Gene Ontology annotation, cellular component: bicellular tight junction; plasma membrane.